Rana temporaria (common frog) is the source of this 2607-nucleotide messenger RNA. RefSeq names its product extracellular calcium-sensing receptor-like. Gene Ontology annotation, cellular component: membrane. Gene Ontology annotation, molecular function: G protein-coupled receptor activity. The transcript is spliced from 7 exons. Lineage: Eukaryota; Metazoa; Chordata; Amphibia; Anura; Ranidae. The record is from RefSeq and is a predicted model, not a curated record. Gene Ontology annotation, biological process: G protein-coupled receptor signaling pathway. Bases 1 to 2607 code for a protein of 868 amino acids.
AUGCAGAGGAUCAAGAUAUUGGCUGGAGAGAGUACAAUAAUCUGGUUCAACAUUCGAUAUUACCGGGAUGUUCUUGGCCUCAUGUUUGCAGUGGAUGAAAUUAACACUUCUCUGGACCUCCUGCCUAACAUCACCCUUGGCUUCAGUGUGCUGGACUCCUGUAUGUCGGAGCUCCUGGCCGUGGGAGGAGUUCUGUCCCUGCUGUCAGGACUUAGAAACCCCUUUCCCGGAUAUAACUGUCAUGCACCUUCAACCAUGGCUGGGAUUGUAGGUGACAAUUAUUCCUUCUUAUCUAUUCCUAUUGCCCAGAUAACUGGUGUCUUCCACUUCCCACAGAUAAGUUACGGGUCUACCUUUUCAGCUCUCAGCAAUAAAAUAUUGUUCCCAUCAUUUCUCCGCACUGUACCUAACUUACUUCAGAUAGAGGCUCUUGCUGACCUUGUUGGGAAGUUUGGUUGGACGUGGGUCGGCAUGCUGGUGGCAGACAAUGAUAUUGGGCUUCAAGGUGGACAGAUUAUAGAAGCUGGGAUAAAAAGAAAUGGAGGCUGCAUUGCUUUUAUGGAGAAGAUCCAUUUCAGUUAUUCAGAUGAACAGAUUAAGAGAGUAGUAGAUGUAAUUAAAAGAAGCUCUGUCAAUGUGAUUGUUCUUCACAGCCAGGAUGUCCAUGUUAAGGCCCUGCUAGAAGCUUUGUUUGAUGGGAGGGCUACUGGAAAAAUAUUCAUUGCUUCGGAUCACUUUGGACUUUCACCUGGAGAUUUCUCCAAGAAAACCUGGCAGGUUUUAAAUGGAACCAUUGGACUGAUUCCACAUACUGGAACAAUGCCGGGGUUUGAGGAAUUCCUUUUGAACCUUCACCCAAAUGCCAACUCAAGUUACCCAUUUAUUAGACCAUUCUGGGAGAAAGCAUUCAGCUGCCUCUGGACUAAUGGAGAUAGUGAGAAGUCAAAUACUCUUGAUAUAAAGGCAGGUGUGACCUGCACCGGGGAAGAAGAACUGGGAAAUAAGGUUGCCCAGAUAUUUGAAACAAAUGAUCUCAGCUACACUUAUCAUGCUUACCUGGCUGUGUAUGCCUAUGGACAUGCUCUGCAUUCACUCCUUGGCUGUAAUUCCAGAUCAAAUGAACUGUAUAAUGGGAAGUGUGAAAAUAUUAAUGAUGCUCAACACUGGAAGGUGAGUUACAAAUGGCUUAAUGAACCAAUACGCAUUCACUUUGCCUGCUAUUCCACAUAUAAAAAUAACCUAAACAAUCAGUGGGCGCAAUGUUUCCUUUUAUUUAUGGGCUUUAAAUGUGGCCAAACAAAAAACUUCCAAUAUGCUUUUGGUGUCCAAAAAAUAAUACAGGUGCUCCGUUACCUCAAGAAAACCAGUUUCCAUGCAAAGUCCGGGGAGAUGAUGAAGUUUAAUGCCGAGGGGGACCUUCCUGCUUCCUCUGAUGUCUUGAACAUGCAGUUCCCCAAUGAUAGCUUUAACCUGGUGAAAGUAGGGAAGAUUGACCCCGAAGCCGAAGUUGGUGAUAAGAUCAGCCUAAACUUUAGCGCCAUGCUCUGGAAUGACAACUUUUUACAGGUGCCGAUCUCUGUCUGCAGCAAUAGCUGUCGGCCUGGGUACAGGAAAGCCUCUCUGCAAGGAAGACCUAUCUGCUGCUAUGACUGCAUACCCUGCUCUGAAGGAGAGAUGACCAAUCACACGGAUAUGGACGAGUGUAUCAGAUGUCCCUUCGAUCAGUGGUCCAAUGAGGAAAAGGACAGGUGUGUCCCGAAGGUUUUGGAGUUCCUAUCAUAUGAUGACCCAUUGGGAAUCACGCUGGUGUUAACAGUUGUCAUGUUGUCAGCUCUCACACUCUGCAUCCUAAUUAUCUUCAUUCAAUAUCAGGAAACACCUAUUAUCAAAGCCACCAAUAGAGAGCUGAGCUACAUCCUGCUGUGUAUAUCUCUCAUUUUUUGCUUCCUCUGCAGCCUGGUCUUCAUUGGUCAACCUUCCACUUUUAGUUGUCGCUUCAGACAAACCUUCUUCAGCGUGGUCUUCUCCAUCUGUAUCUCCUCAGUCUUGGCCAAGACUAUCAUGGUGAUACUUGCCUUUAAAGCCACCAGACUGAACAGCCCUUUGAGGAAAUGGCUGGGUCCUACCAUCCCUCGGAGUGUUGUUGGGAUCUGUUCUGUUUUGCAGAUUAGCAUUUGUUUAUUUUGGCUUUACAGGUCCCCUCCGUUUCCCAUGCUGAACACCAAAAGCCAUAAGAUAACAUUUGAGUGUAAUGAAGGAGAGAAAAUAUUUUUCUACUUAACUCUAGGGUUCAUGGGAUUUCUGGCCAUGAUAAGCUUUCUAGUGGCCUUCCUAGCAAGAGACCUUCCAGGAACCUUCAAUGAGGCCAAACUGAUCACCUUCAGCAUGCUGGUCUUCUGUUGUGUCUGGAUCUCCUUCAUCCCGGCCUAUCUGAGCACCAGUGGCAAAUACACAGUGGCUGUUCAGAUAUUUGCCAUCUUGGCCUCCAGCGCUGGACUACUAAGCUGUAUAUUUCUUUCCAAAUGUUAUAUUAUUCUGCUGAGACCAGAGAGGAACAAUCGAGAUUUCUUAUCAGCCAGUAAAAACAGGACAAAUUUGAAUAAAUAA